Molecule: messenger RNA, 1212 nt
Organism: Dracunculus medinensis (Guinea worm)
Lineage: Eukaryota; Metazoa; Nematoda; Chromadorea; Rhabditida; Dracunculidae
Source: the annotation of a GenBank genome assembly
AUGGCUUAUUUUAAUACAGCAUCAUUAACGCAGUCUGAACUUGAACAUCUGGCAUUUCUUCGAGCCAAAAGAGCAGCGAUCAACGAUGACGUUGAGGAGAUACGAUCAGAAUUGGAUGAAAUUAAUGCUCAGUUGUCUGCUAUCGAUAUACCUGAUGAUGAAUGCAAUCCUAGUGGUAGGAUAAUGUCAAUUGCGCGGAAAAAUUUCAAUAUGGACCCUAGAAAAGGAAUGUCAUAUCUCAUCCAACAUGGUCUUGUUGAAAAUAAUGCUGAAUCUGUGGCUGAAUUCCUCUUCCGCGGCGAAGGUCUUGGAUUACGAAAAAGCGCUGUUGGUGAUUAUCUCGGUGAAAAUGAACCUUUUAAUUUGGAGGUUUUGGAAAAGUUUUGCGAUUUACAUGAUUUUACUGAUCUCAUUUUAGUGCAAGCUCUUAGGCAAUUUUUCUGGUCUUUUCGCUUGCCUGGAGAAUCUCAGAAAAUUGAUAGAAUGGUCAAUGCAUUCGCUAAGCGAUAUUGUCUUAAUAAUCCGGGUGUAUUUUCAAGCAGUGAUACAUGUUAUAUAUUAUGUUUCGCUAUUGUUAUGUUGAAUACUUCUUUACAUAAUCGUAACGUCAAAAAUCCGCUGACUUUGGACAGUUUUAUUUCAUUAUAUCAAGGAAUCGAUGAAGGCAAAGAUGUGCCUAAAGAAUUACUUGAAGGCAUUUAUGAGUCAAUCAGAGUUGAACCAUUUCAAUUUCCCAGUGACGACGGUAGCGAUUUUUAUAACACAUUCUUCAAUCCAGAUCAUGAAGGAUGGCUUUUGAAACAAGCAUCAUCACAGCUAGCAACUUCUCGCCCAUUUUUAAAAUCUUGGAAACGUCGAUGGUUUAUUUUGGCAGAAAAGUGCUUAUACUACUUUGAACAUACGACUGCAAAAGAACCACGUGGAAUAAUACCUUUGGAGAAUGUGCGAGUUCGUCAAAUUGAAGAAAAAGGUCGGCCUUAUUGUUUCGAAAUUUAUAGCGAUAACACAGAGGUGAUCAAAGCAUGUAAGACCGAGGCAGAUGGUCGAGUAGUUGUCGGAAGACACACGUCUUAUAAAAUGUGCGCAUUUUCAGUAGAUGAUAUGAAUCAGUGGAUAAAUGCCAUUGAGAGGUCAAUCAAUUACGACCCAUUCUACCAGAUGCUGCAACUCAAGAAAAUGAAACUAAAAGGUAAAAGUCGACAAUCAGAUUAA